GGGUAAUGGGACGCAGCCGCAGCUCGUCUGGUUCCUGUCUCAGACACAUGACAGGACUCCGUUGUACUACACAGCACCACACACGGCUCUGCUCGUAGAUUAGCGAACUUUAAACAAAGUUGCCCUUCACGGUCAGGCUAUUUUAAUAUACGGAAGUGACAACGGCCCGUUAAGAGGGAGUAAACAAGAUGCCUGCGGUCUCUAAAGGGGAUGGGAUGCGUGGCCUGGCGGUGUUCAUCUCUGACAUCAGGAACUGUAAAAGUAAAGAGGCAGAGAUCAAGAGGAUAAACAAAGAACUGGCCAAUAUCCGCUCAAAAUUUAAAGGAGACAAGGCUCUAGACGGCUAUAGUAAAAAGAAGUAUGUCUGCAAGCUGCUCUUCAUCUUUCUGCUGGGCCAUGACAUCGACUUUGGACACAUGGAGGCUGUCAACCUGCUCAGCUCCAACAAGUACACAGAAAAACAGAUUGGUUACCUGUUCAUCUCGGUGUUGGUGAACUCCAACAGUGACCUGAUCCGUCUCAUCAACAAUGGCAUUAAGAAUGACCUGGCGAGUCGUAAUCCCACCUUCAUGAACCUGGCCCUGCACUGCAUCGCUAACGUGGGCAGCAGAGAGAUGGCUGAGGCUUUUGCGUCUCAGAUUCCCAGCAUCCUGGUUGCAGGGGACACCAUGGACAGUGUGAAGCAGAGUGCAGCUCUGUGUCUGCUGAGACUCAACAGGAUGUGUCCUGACCUGGUUCCCAUGGGGGAAUGGACAGCACGAGUGGUCCACCUUCUUAAUGAUCAACACCUGGGAGUGGUGACAGCAGCCACCAGCCUCAUCACCAAUCUGGCCCAGAAGAGUCCUGACGACUUCAAAACAGCCGUCGCACUGUCUGUGGCCAGGCUCAGUAGGAUUGUGACUUCAGCGGCCAUCGACCUCCAGGACUACACGUACUACUUUGUCGCUGCACCGUGGUUGUCCGUGAAACUGCUGCGCCUGCUGCAGUGCUACCCUCCACCUGAGGAUGCAGCGCUGCGGAGUCGUCUCACAGAGUGUCUAGAGACCAUCCUCAAUAAAGCCCAGGAGCCACCCAAGUCCAAGAAGGUCCAGCACUCCAACGCAAAGAACGCUAUUCUGUUUGAAGCCAUCUCCCUCAUCAUCCUCUAUGACAGUGAACCCACUCUGUUGGUACGAGCCUGCAACCAGCUGGGCCAGUUUCUGCAGCACAGAGAAACAAAUCUCCGUUACUUGGCUUUAGAGAGCAUGUGCACUCUGGCCAGCUCUGAGUUUUCUCAUGAGGCUGUAAAGACGCACAUAGACACUGUGAUUAAUGCUCUAAAGACAGAGCGAGAUGUAAGUGUUCGCCAGCGGGCCGUGGAUCUGCUCUAUGCCAUGUGUGACCGCAGCAACGCCAAGCAGAUUGUGGCCGAGAUGCUGAGCUACCUGGAGACUGCCGACUACUCCAUCAGAGAGGAGAUAGUGCUCAAAGUGGCUAUCCUGGCAGAGAAAUACGCUGUGGACUACACCUGGUACGUGGAUACCAUCCUAAACCUCAUCCGCAUGGCCGGUGACCACGUCAGUGAGGAGGUGUGGUAUCGUGUCAUCCAGAUUGUCAUAAACCGGGAUGAAGUGCAAGGUUACGCUGCCAAGACAGUCUUCGAGGCGCUACAGGCCCCUGCCUGCCAUGAGAACAUGGUUAAGGUGGGGGGGUACAUCCUGGGAGAGUUUGGAAACCUCAUUGCUGGGGACUCACGCUCCAGCCCUCUGGUCCAGUUUAACCUUCUCCACUCCAAGUUCCACCUGUGCUCUGUGCCAACUCGGGCUCUGCUGCUGUCGGCCUACAUCAAGUUCAUCAACUUGUUUCCAGAAAUAAAGACCACGAUCCAAGACGUCCUGCGCUCCGACAGUCAGCUGCGCAACGCUGAUGUGGAGCUCCAACAGAGAGCUGUGGAGUACCUACGACUCAGCAGCAUCGCCAGCACUGAUAUACUGGCCACGGUGUUAGAAGAGAUGCCUCCAUUCCCAGAAAGAGAGUCUUCAAUCCUGGCCAAGCUAAAGAAGAAGAAGGGUCCCGGGGGCCACCUGCCUGACAUCGACGACGCCCGCAGGAAUGUCAACGGCAGCACGGAGAGCAGCGAGAAUGCUGAAGCCUCGAAGAAGUCUUCUCCUUCACUGAUGGCAGACCUUCUCCCUACCAACAGACCCCGCCCUGCCUCUUCUAGUCCCAUCAUGCUCUCUGCUGUGACCAUGGGUUCCGCCCACCCCUUCACAGACCUGCUGAAUGUAAGCUCCCCCCCUCCGGCGACAAACAGCCUGCUCGUCGAUGUGUUUUCCGACAUCUCCAAACCUGCAGCUCUGGAAGUGUGUGAGGAAAACUUUUCCAGGUUUGUUUGUAAGAACAAUGGUGUUAUCUACGAGGACCAGCUGUUGCAGAUUGGCCUCAAGUCUGAGUACAGACAGAACCUGGGUCGCAUAUAUGUGUUCUAUGGCAACAAGACAUCCACCCAGUUCGUCUGCUUCUCCUCCUCUGUGACCAGUCAGGACACCCUCACAACUCAGCUGAAUGUGCACUCUAAGACAGUAGACCCUGUAAUAGAAGGAGGGGCUCAAGUCCAGCAGAUCAUCAACAUCGAGUGUCUGUCAGAUUUCACAGAUGCACCAGUACUCGACAUCUCGUUCAGAUAUGGUGGAACUCUUCAGAACAUCGGAGUGAAACUUCCUGUGAUGCUGAACAAAUUCUUUCAGCCCACUGAGAUGACAUCCCAGGACUUCUUCCAACGCUGGAAACAGCUUGGAGCUCCUCAGCAAGAGGUCCAGAAAAUCUUCAAAGCCCAACACCCCAUGGACACAGAGGUCACCAAGGCCAAGAUCAUAGGUUUUGGUGCAGCUCUGCUGGAGGGUGUGGAUCCCAACCCUACAAACUUUGUUGGAGCUGGAGUCAUUCACACUAAAAGCACUCAGGUGGGCUGCCUGCUCCGACUGGAGCCCAACCCACAGGCAGAGAUGUACCGUCUGACGCUUCGGACCAGCAGGGAGUCGGUGUCUCAGAGACUCUGUGAUCUCCUCUCUGAACAGUUUUAGACUCCACACUCAACAUUUUAUACCCCUUUAGUCACCUAGCCUCACUGUAGAUUGAAAUGAUUUUGUACAGUGUAAAUUGUUUUUUUUAUUUGUCUUACUCUACAUGUAAAAGAGCUCUCCUCGUAUGUUACUGCUUUAAACCUGCCUUGUCCUCUGCAGACAGUGGAGGAGGCACUGAACGCUGCUCCUGUCCUCAACAGCUGUGAGCCGUUUCCUCUGCCUCGGUAUUUAUGCAAACCUUUUGAUGAAACUUUCAGGAGGCUUUAAUGAGAUUGAGUCAGUUGAAAUUCUUGUAAGCUAAGCAAUGAUCUCUACAGGUGAUCGAGUUGUUCUGAUGCUUUUCUAUCAAACUUUUCUUCUUGUAGUGUUUCACUAAAUCUUGCACAGAACUGGGAACUUCAGCUUUCCUGAUCUCUAGUUCAUUUUGCACUUUAGGUAAUAAAAUUUAAUCACAAAAGUAGAUCAUUAGAUUUAGUAAGAACUUUUUGAUUGUCACAUUAAGUAUUUUUUUUACUUAUUUCAACAACUUUAGACUCUUGUGAUCUCAGGAGGAAGAGCCCAGCUUUGUACUGUGGUAUUUCAUUUAGCAAAAAAAAUAGACUUUUCAUGCUGCAAAUGUGCCUCUGUUGGGUGAGUUACAGACAAAGACUGUAUAUAAAAAGUGGUUAAAGCCUCUUGGUUUCCAAAGCGAAGCAAAUUCAGGAUGACCUCAAGCUGCAUUCUUUCUAAUGACCAGCAGGGGGCGUGAAAAGAAAGUCCUUUUGUAAUGAAACAGAUGACUAAGUAGAUUCAGAUUCUUUAUUGUCCCAGAAGAGGAAACUUGAUUUGCAGCCGGAGCACAACCAAGACAAAAAAACACAAGGACAACAUCACCGCUAAAUCUCAAUUACAACAAUCUGAAAACACAACAAAAUAUAAAAACAAUAUAAAAAAUCAAACUAAAAUCAGUCAAGAGCUCAGACCAAAAUGGGAAUUCCUACCAAGUUAGUAAAGUGCAAGUGUGCAUAAAGAACAACCAAAGGGCUAGUUGCUAUUUAAUAAAUCUAUUACAACAGGGACAGAUGAGACCUGGAGACUUUGAGUCCUCCUCACAGGAGCUCUAAAACGACGACCUGAGGGUAAAAGCUCCAACUCAAUGUGAACACGGCCUUAGCUCUCCUCAAGUCUUCUUCAGUACAGCAGGAUUAGAUUUUUAAAGUCUACAAAGGGAAUGCUCUGGGGCAGCAGCUGUUUUCCAAAGUGCCUACUACACACUACUAAGGAGUGCAGUAUGUUCUGUAUACUGCGCUUGUCUUGAGAUAACAUUUGUUAUGAAUUAGCGCUACACAAAUAAAAGAUUGAUGAUAUGUUCGACUGUAGUAUGACUGCCCGUCGGUGAUUGUUCGGCAGAAUGUCUUUAAAAGCUCUGACCCGGCGCUUUGAAUUGUGGGAAAUGGUAUGCGAGGUAGACUAGUCUUAUGCAUACUGAAUCGAUACAGAACGACAUCCUGGUACUUUUGGCGUUCUGCGGAUCUCGUAUUUGUUUGCAUACUGCAUUUUGGCCGGCACGUACUACGAGUAUAGUAGGCGGUUUUACAAAAAACAGCCAGUGAUUCCCAAAGUGGGGGCCGAGGUUAUGACUGGGGUUCAUUUCGAGAAGACUUCCAGGUUAAUGUAAGGCUGAGAGUAAAUCUUCACCAGACGUCACAACAACUUAAAAAAAAUAUA
Molecule: messenger RNA, 4769 nt
Organism: Labrus mixtus (cuckoo wrasse)
Lineage: Eukaryota; Metazoa; Chordata; Actinopteri; Labriformes; Labridae
Product: AP-2 complex subunit alpha-2-like
Exons: 23
Coding region: 189-3062 (957 amino acids)
Biological process (GO): clathrin-dependent endocytosis; intracellular protein transport
Cellular component (GO): AP-2 adaptor complex; membrane coat
Molecular function (GO): clathrin-cargo adaptor activity
Source: RefSeq, a predicted model, not a curated record